This is a messenger RNA of Musa acuminata subsp. malaccensis (wild Malaysian banana), 3226 nucleotides long. RefSeq lists its product as uncharacterized. Gene Ontology annotation, biological process: double-strand break repair via homologous recombination. The record is from RefSeq and is a predicted model, not a curated record. Lineage: Eukaryota; Viridiplantae; Streptophyta; Magnoliopsida; Zingiberales; Musaceae. Gene Ontology annotation, molecular function: ubiquitin binding.
UCGAGCUUCCUACUAAGAUCUCGUUUCAACGGUGCCACACGAAAGCCCUAAAUCUCAGAUCAAGGUUUGUAGAAUCGGCACUUUUCGGAGACCCAUCGCCGGAGCGCUCUCCUCUUUUCCCCCACCGUUGCACCUCGAAUUCACUCACACAUCGCUCUUUCGUCAUCCCUAACCUGCGGCCGGAGAAGAACCCUCUUUUCACUCGAUCGGCGGGUUUCGCUGCCCUUUACAUCUCCCUUGGGAAUUGAUUGCAGCAAGUCCACCCGUCACCCUCGGCCGUCGUGGCGCCACAUCCCUCCAAAUAGCAGGUAACGGGCGCGUGACCAAGGAUAUAUUCCGCUGGCGGUCGGCGACGUUCUCCGGAUUUGCUUUUGGUAGAGGGGUUUUCUCUUUCAAUCUUAUCAUCGUCAAGGAAAGCUUCAAGCUGCAAUGCACCGUGUGGCCAGUGCUGGUAACACUUCCAAUUCAACACGUCCUAGAAAGGAGAAGCGCCUAACAUAUGUUCUGAAUGAUGCAGAUAACACAAAGCAUUGUGCAGGCAUUAACUGUUUGGCCAUUCUAAACUCUGCAACUCCCAAUGGUUGUGAUCAUCUCUUUACUGGGAGCAGAGAUGGGACACUGAAAAGAUGGGCUCUGAGUGAUAAUGAUGCUACCUGUUCGGCAACAUUUGAAUCACAUGUUGAUUGGGUUAAUGAUGCAGUUCUGGCUGGAAAUAAUCUUGUUUCCUGUUCCUCUGACACCACUAUGAAGAUAUGGAAUCCCUUGUCUGAUGGUGUUUGCAGUAGAACUCUUCGACAGCAUUCUGACUAUGUUACUUGUCUGGCUGCUGCUGAGAAAAAUAGCAAUAUAGUUGCCUCUGGGGGGCUUGGUGCGGAGGUUUUCAUAUGGGACAUUGAUGCAGCACUUCUACCACUUGCUAAGACUGUUGAUCCAAAAGAAGAAGAACUUCCCAAUGGAAAUUUGGGACUUCCUUUGUCAAGUUUACGUGGUAUGAAUACUGGCAACAACAUGUCUUUUCAUAACAACCAAUCCCGUGGAUAUAGUCCUAUUGUUGCCAAAGGCCACAAGGAGUCAGUUUAUGCAUUGGCAAUGAACGAUAGUGGGACCUUACUAGUUUCAGGUGGAACUGAAAAGGUUAUACGGGUUUGGGAUCCAAGAACUGGUUCAAAAAAUCUGAAGCUUAGAGGGCAUACUGACAAUAUUAGGGCCUUGCUUCUUGACUCCACGGGCAGGUUUUGCUUAUCAGGGUCGUCCGAUUCAAUGAUCCGUCUGUGGGAUCUUGGUCAACAACGAUGUGUCCAUUCUUAUGCUGUCCAUACAGACUCAGUCUGGGCACUUGCCAGCAAUUCAACAUUCACACAUGUUUAUAGUGGUGGGAGGGACCUAUCUUUGUACCUGACAGACUUAUCAACGAGGGAAAGCCUUUUGCUUUACACAAAAGAACACCCAAUUCUACAAAUGGCCUUGCAGGAUGAUAGUAUAUGGGUUGCAACGACAGAUUCUUCUGUACAUAGGUUGCCAGCAGAAGGAUGUAACCCUCAGAAGGUUUUUCAAAGAGGUGGUUCAUUUUUAGCUGGAAAUUUGUCAUUUACAAGGGCAAGAGCUUCUUUAGAAGGAUCUGCUCCUGUUCCUGUGUACAAAGAACCAUCUUUCACUAUUCCUGGAAUCCCAGGAAUUGUACAGUAUGAAAUCUUGAAUAACAGGAGACAUGUUUUGACAAAGGAUACAUCAGGUUCAGUCAAGCUGUGGGAGAUUACCAGGGGCAUUGUGAUUGAAGAUUAUGGGAAGGUUUCAUUUGAUGAAAAAAAGGAGGAGUUAUUUGAAAUGGUGAGCAUACCUGCAUGGUUUGCAAUGGACACUCGACUUGGAAGCUUGUCUAUUCAUUUGGAUACCCCUCAAUGCUUUUCUGCUGAGAUGUAUGCUGUUGACUUGAAUAUAUCAGGAGCACCAGAAGAUCUGAAGAUUAACUUAGCUCAGGAGACACUUCGUGGUUUGUUGGUCCAUUGGGCAGCUAAAAGAAGGCAGAGAUCUGGAUCACAAGCUUCGUCAAAUGGAAAUGUCGCAUCUUCAAAUGAUGUCACUAGAAAUCUUCCACAUUCAAAAAUUGAGGUGGAUGAUGGGGCAGAAAACAACACAUUCGUUGUGCUUCCUUCUUUUGAAUUUGCUACCGAUUCACCUCCAUCCAUAGUUACGGAGGGUUCGCAUGGAGGUCCUUGGAGAAAGAAGAUAACAGAUUUAGAUGGCACAGAAGAUGAGAAGGAUCUUCCAUGGUGGUGUAUGGAUUGUGUUUUAAAUGGACGAUUACCUCCAAGGGAAAAUACAAAAUGUAGCUUUCAUUUGCAAGCUUGUGAAGGUUCAAGUGUCCAAAUACUAACACAAGGUAAAUUGAGUGCUCCACGGAUAUUGAGGAUUAACAAAGUGAUUAAUUAUGUCAUUGAAAAGAUGGUUCUUGACAAACCAUUGGAUGGUGGAAGCUCUGAUGGAGCAUCUGGUUUGGGAUUAAGUACAGGACCAUCCCAGCUUUCAACCCUUGGAGACGUUUCUCUACGGCCAGGGAUGAAGCCAUGGCAAAAGAUGAAGCCAUCAAUAGAAAUUUUGUGUAAUAAUCAGGUCCUAUCACCUGAAAUGAGUUUGGCCACGGUUCGAACAUACAUCUGGAAGAAGCCAGAAGACUUGGUGCUGAAUUACAGACUGGUGCCAAAAUAAAUGAGCAUGAACUCUACCAUAAAUAAAAGCUUUUAAGUCUCCUGCAUUUUCGUCACUUAGUAAAGCGUGGAAUGUUGGGUUGGAGUGGAGGAUCCUGCUGCUGGAUGUGUGAUACAUGGUGCACCGAUUCCUCAAUGCGCCUAUGGGUUUGCGGCCGAGUUGAUACUGCUGCAGCAUUGUAAAUUUGGAAGUCUGCUAUGUGAAACUCAUAUUGCACUAAAUCCAUAACUCCUUGAGCCUUAAUAAUCCUGUGCAGAUGCUAUGUUUUAGCUGUAAGCUUGAUUGUAAAAAACUUGCAAAAUCUUCAAGCAAACAAAUCAAUGGUUGUGGGACAUUGGGACUAAUGUGGAUUGAUGGUUGAUUUUGCUUGUUGAAGCAUAUCAUAUUGUAAUCAGAAAAUGAUAGAAGGGAGCAUCCUUGAUGUGAAGAGUCUUAACUCAAGUAUUGUAAGAAAAAUAUGGCACAUGUAUCUCUUUAUUACACAAAGCAUACAUGAAUUGGAGUUGGAGAUCUGAUGAAA